AUGUAUCUCCUACGCUCAACACCAAUUAUGAUUGUUGUAUUUAUGAUUUUUACAUUGACUCAAGGAAAACCAACACAUGUAUUAUCAUCAACUAAUAUCAAAGAUAAUAUUAAACAUUUACUCAGUUUAACUGGAAUUGAAAAUGAAUAUGCUCGAUUUUUAUCAUUUUUAAAAAUUUAUCCACCAACCGAUAAUACUAAAAUAAGAGCAUUAUAUGAUGAAUUAUUUUCUACUAAUGCUUAUGUUUCUGAUCUUGUUCGAUUAUAUGCAAAAUAUUAUACAUUAGAUGAAAUUAUGGAACUUAUCGAUUUUUAUUCAAGUCCAUUGGGUAAAAAAUUACUUCAAGCUAAUCAUGAAUUAAAUCGACAAAUGGAAGAUAUAAUGUUAACGAAAAUUAGUGAUUAUAUUUUUACAUCUGCAGAACAUGGUUUCAAUAUUCCACUUGCUGAAUUUCAAUAA
Molecule: messenger RNA, 459 nt
Organism: Rotaria sordida
Lineage: Eukaryota; Metazoa; Rotifera; Eurotatoria; Philodinida; Philodinidae
Source: the annotation of a GenBank genome assembly